CGAUAUCUUUGCGUGCCCAAACCCGCCGUAGGCACGCGCGGGAUUCCCUGGCGAGGAAUGCGACGAGGGUGGGGCACCCUUCCCCCUUCCACAAACACUUACCGCGGUGCGUCGUUGCCGGGCCCGAGCUGCCGGGAGGCCAGCGGGCCCUUCCUAGGCGGAGGGUGCGUUGAGGGGGACCCCUUUUUGCAGAGAAACCAGCUAGAAUGCCCCCACCCCUUGUGUCGCUACUUCUGCGACCCCCAAACCGCCGGAGGCAUGCGCGCGCACCCUCGGCGAGCGGUUCGGGUGGAAGGGGUGCCCUGCCCCCUUACGGGGAGGGGUACGCUUCUGUUGGAUGCACGUUGAUUUCUUUCGCCUCAACCUCACGGGUGCGCCGGCGAGCGAUUCGGGGGGAGGGGUGCCCUCCCCGUUACGGCGCUCCCCCCUCUUUGCCCGAAGUCGGGAGGGGUUUGACUUGCGCAUGGAGUAGUAGCCUGACGACCCCCUGGCCAGAAUGUUUUCGCCUUGACCUCGCGGGUGGGAGAGAAGAAGGUGGAGGACCUCCCCCGCCUUUGCGCCGUCGACGAAAUGGGGGGAUUGCCUACGACGGCAGCCGGAUGAUGGGUGGAUUCGAGAAAAGGGUCCCCUUUCUACCCUACCCCCACCCGCCCCCUCGCGUGAAGGCCAUUUCCCUCGCCGCGGCCGAAGAGAGUCUCGAGCCCGAGAUGGAGGAGGACUCGACGUGCAAAUGAGACGAGUCGAGGAAUAGGACGAGUGAUGGGGACGCGAGAGGGACGUGGAUGAGCAUGGAGGGAGUCGAUGGGGAGGGCGAGUUGAUCUGAGGAGGGAGGGGGGAAGGUGGAGGGCAAGUUGAUAUGCGGCGGAAGGGAGCGAAG
Schizophyllum commune H4-8 is the source of this 878-nucleotide messenger RNA. RefSeq lists its product as uncharacterized. The transcript has 6 exons. The coding region runs from base 207 to 734 and encodes 175 amino acids. Lineage: Eukaryota; Fungi; Basidiomycota; Agaricomycetes; Agaricales; Schizophyllaceae. The record is from RefSeq and is a predicted model, not a curated record.